Molecule: messenger RNA, 1929 nt
Organism: Pelagomonas calceolata
Lineage: Eukaryota; Pelagophyceae; Pelagomonadales; Pelagomonadaceae
Source: the annotation of a GenBank genome assembly
CGACACACUAGCAUUCUUCGUUUCUGAUCUUACAGCUGAGCGCGCUGUGGGCAGCCCCAGAACGCCAUCGGCGGCUCAAACUACUCAUAUCUCACAGCUGAGCGCAGUGGUUAGCCCCAACGCCAUCGACGCGGCUCCAAACUACUCUCAGAUGCACCAUGCUUAGAGUCCUCGUCGUCGCCGCAGUCGCGACUGCCGUAACAAAGUCCAACUGGGCGCCGGGCUACCGCACGGCCGGCAACGCCACGACCAUCAACGACGGCGAGGCGGAAGAGACCUGGGCGGCCUACGACCACAAUUACAAAGCACCAAAUGGCUGGGAGCUCCAGCCCUUUGCUUAUCAAAAUCCUGACCGGUAUACGGGCUGGUAUGCUGAUAAAAGGAGCAAGUGCAAGUGGUCCUCGCCCGUGUCGGUCUUCGCGCACACGAAGAAGUAUCUGCGAAGUACUUAUGGAGGUGCCUUCACGGGCAGCAAGUGGAAAUCGAGGAACAUGUACAACCAGUGGUCCCAGAGCUUCUUGGAGGCCACGGUGUGCACGCAGACCUGGGAACAGGAUGGCCAUAAGUACCAGCUCGACAUUACACGCUUAGGUCCGAUCACACUGAAUCCCGGGAAGAUCAUCAAUACUUUUUUCGUGCCGGCGGCGCCCCUGGACGACGACAUGGCCUAUCUCGUGGAGGCGGUCGACGGCUACCUCGACGACAACCUGCGACCUUUAUCCUACCCGCCCGUGCACCCGCACCACUCGGCGGUUUAUGUAACAGGCUUCCCAGAAAAAUUAGCGUACAACAACCCGUCCUCACCGUUCUUCGGCUUCAACCCCAUCGCGCGCCUGCCUCUGUCAUCAAUGAACGAGCAGGGCAAGAAGAGCAACGGAGACGACUGGCUCCAGACGUCGACGAACACGCCCGGUGCGCACGCGGUGUCCUCUUGCAACGCGUCGACGGCGUCGAGGUGGCUCCAUUGACGCCAGCGACGCGACGCGCUCCCUCGGUCCGGCUCCACCUCGACGCCAUCGUUGCGACGCGCCCUCUCAGUCCAAACGGAUCGCUCCUUGACGCAGGUUUCAACAACGACUUGUACGGCUGCGAUCCCCAUUUAGAGGACCAGGCGACGCCCUGCUACUACGCCAAGGUACCUGAUGGCUACGGCUUCCCGCGCUACAAAGGAGAGGACCACUGGGCCAACAGUGUCUUGGAGCACGUCCCGCCCGGAGGGGCAAGAAAAGUUAUCUACGAGUAUGGUAGAGUGCACACUUCCAAUAAACAGCUGAAACCGGUGCACAUUUUAGAUUUCGGUGUUGGUGGGGAUGGGGCUUUGUAUGAUACGAAGGGCGACGGUGUCGCGUGGUUCACGUAUCGCAUGCCGGUGUCCGGAGUGUUCACGUCGAGUUGGUUCCACACGCACCCCGUGGCGCCCUCGGACUUCUGGGUGCUGGACGUGGAUGCGGAGGCAGUGUUACCUCCAGAACUAGUAAAGAGCUGCACAUCUUGUUCUUCAAGAAAUACAAUCGGGCGACUCCAUAGAAACUGGGCGUCGAACAACAGCGGCACGUGCGAGCGCGACGUGCCCCUCCCAAGCGGCAUGACGCGGUCCCAAUUGAUGCGCCGCAUGCUGGACGAACAUUCAAGCCAUUUACGAUGCUGGUGGCGUACUCGCACCGCGUACUCUCCCUCUGCCGAUAGGUUCUAUGGGAGAACACCAUUACGACACAAGGACUACACGGGGUGUGAUGAGUGGCGGUUUGAGAAGGGCCAGGUCGUGUCGCUGAUUGCGUUCAAUGGCCCGGUACCGCCGCAAGUCCUCGCCGCGGUGCCGCCCUCGGUCCGGAAGCGGGGCGCCUUUCCCCAGCACCACCGCUGGUGGCCCGCGGCCGUGCUGGAUUUUCCGUUUGAGGAGUAUUAUGGGGCGUAAGUUUUGUUGUUCUA